AUGGACCUAGAACGAUGGAUCGAUCAGCUUAGAGAAGGAGAUCGCGCGUCUGACGGACCACCUCACGGGAGUUUUAGCACCACCGAUAUCGGAUUGAUCCGACGAUCCUUCUCCGAAACCUCCUCGCCGUUUCUCCAAUUCGUCAAUUUCACAGCGAAUCAUUCGAUUCCCGAAUCAGGGUUUGAUCGGAUCCACAUUAUCGAUUUCGAUGUUGGAGGACAAUGGCAAAUGAAACGUUGGAAAACCGAAACGAUUUUAUACGAUGGAGCAGAAGAAGAAAUUGAAAUGGAGUGA
Molecule: messenger RNA, 294 nt
Organism: Microthlaspi erraticum
Lineage: Eukaryota; Viridiplantae; Streptophyta; Magnoliopsida; Brassicales; Brassicaceae
Source: the annotation of a GenBank genome assembly